AUAUAAACGAGAAUUAUGUAAAUCAUGAAAAUAUUAAUAAAUAUGAACCUGGAGCUACAACACCAAAAAAUGAUACGCCAAAAUAUUUAGAAACCCCAAGGCAUGAAACUGCCAAUGCACCAAACCCAUUUUCUUUACAGGAAGCAUGA
Dentiscutata erythropus is the source of this 149-nucleotide messenger RNA. The record is from the annotation of a GenBank genome assembly. Lineage: Eukaryota; Fungi; Glomeromycota; Glomeromycetes; Diversisporales; Gigasporaceae.